Impatiens glandulifera is the source of this 1587-nucleotide messenger RNA. RefSeq names its product dnaJ protein homolog. Gene Ontology annotation, molecular function: Hsp70 protein binding; ATP binding. Lineage: Eukaryota; Viridiplantae; Streptophyta; Magnoliopsida; Ericales; Balsaminaceae. Gene Ontology annotation, cellular component: cytosol; cytoplasm. Bases 117 to 1391 code for a protein of 424 amino acids. The record is from RefSeq and is a predicted model, not a curated record. Gene Ontology annotation, biological process: protein refolding; response to heat. The transcript is spliced from 7 exons.
GAUCGCUAGACCAAACCCUUCUCCUCUUUUGCUGAAGCCUAAUACCCUUGUGGCUUCCUGCAUUCUCCCUCUUCACUAGGGUUUCCGAUCUGUGAUUAAGCGAUUGAUUAUCGAAAAUGUUCGGGAGAGCGCCUAAGAAGAGCGACAACACCAAGUACUAUGAAGUACUCGGAGUCCCGAAGAAUGCAUCGCAGGAUGAUCUGAAGAAGGCAUAUAGGAAGGCUGCCAUCAAGAAUCACCCUGACAAAGGUGGUGAUCCAGAAAAGUUCAAAGAGCUUGCACAAGCUUAUGAGGUCCUGAAUGACCCAGAAAAGCGUGAAAUUUAUGAUGAGUAUGGAGAGGAUGCCCUGAAGGAAGGAAUGGGUGGCGGAGGCGGUGGUGGUGGUCAUGAUCCGUUUGACAUCUUCCAAUCCUUCUUUGGUGGAAGCCCUUUUGGAGGUGGUGGUGGUGGAAGCAGCAGAGGACGUAGGCAGCGAAGAGGGGAAGAUGUGAUUAAUCCCCUCAAGGUGUCAUUGGAGGAUCUCUACAAUGGAACAUCAAGGAAGCUUUCUCUUUCUCGUAAUGUGCUCUGUGCUAAGUGCAAAGGUAAAGGGUCGAAAUCUGGUGCAUCAAUGAAAUGCUCUGGCUGUCAAGGGUCUGGAAUGAAGGUCUCUAUCAGACAUCUUGGUCCUUCAAUGAUCCAGCAAAUGCAGCAUGCUUGCAAUGACUGUAAGGGAACUGGUGAAACCAUCAAUGACAAAGAUCGUUGCCCACAAUGCAAAGGUGAUAAAGUUGUUCAAGAAAAGAAAGUUUUGGAGGUCCAUGUUGAGAAAGGAAUGCUGAAUGGCCAAAAGAUUACAUUCACUGGAGAUGCUGAUGAAGCACCUGAUACUGUCACUGGAGAUUUAAUCUUUGUCUUGCAACAAAAAGAACACCCCAAGUUCAAGAGAAAGGGUGAUGACUUGUAUGUAGAGCAUACCUUGAAUAUCACUGAGGCACUAUGUGGUUUCCAGUUUAUUUUGACUCAUCUUGACAAUAGACAGUUGCUCAUUAAAUCACAGCCUGGAGAAGUUGUCAAGCCUGAUGAGUUCAAGGCGAUAAAUGAUGAAGGGAUGCCGAUGUAUCAGAGGCCGUUCAUGAGAGGGAAGUUGUAUAUCCAUUUUACAGUGGAAUUUCCAGAUUCAUUGAGUCCAGGGCAGUGCAAGGGAAUCGAAGCUGUGCUACCUCCUAAGGCUUCGAUUAAAAUGAGUGAUAUGGAGUUGGAUGAGUGCGAGGAAACGACUCUACAUGAUGUGAACAUUGAGGAAGAGCUUCGUAGGAAGCAAGAACAGCAAGCACAGGAAGCUUAUGAAGAGGAUGAAGAUGAUAACAUGCCUGGUGGUGCUCAGAGGGUGCAAUGUGCCCAACAGUAGUAAGUCUUUAUCUUCUUCUUAUGUCAGUGAAAUACAUUCUCUUGGGAUUUUUUUGGUUUAUUUUUAAAAAGAAGAUUAAGAUAGUAAUCUAAAUGAUGAGGUAAAAAACUAUGUUAUCCUUGAUUAACCUAAUGCUAUACUGCUGCAUUACUUUUCUUAAUGGUACCGUUUAAUCAAAUCUGUUGAGAUUUUGGUA